AUGGCUCGAGACAGUCAAUCCAACGGCGUAAAUGGAGCGAAUGGAACCAAUGGUCGAAUUCAUUCGCCCGGAGGCACACCGAAGCCCAGUCACGAGGAAAAAGAAGGCAUCGAUGGAGCAAAUGGAGAAAAGCCGGAGCUCAAAGAGUGGGAGUGCUACGACAAACUUGGCUAUAGCUUCCCCACUUGGAAGAAGUGGUGGAUCAUCACUGUAAUCUUCUCUGUCCAAGUAUCGAUGAAUUGGAAUGCCAGUUUCUACGCCAGCAGCAUCACUCUGUACGCAAAGCACUUUUCAAUUUCAGAGCAGGCUGCCCGUGUGGGCCAGAUGAGUUUCCUCAUUGCCUAUGCAUUUGGCUGCGAGCUCUGGGCUCCAUUCAGCGAGGAGUUUGGCCGAUGGCCCAUCCUACAACUCAGUCUGUUACUGGUCAACAUUUGGCAAAUUCCCUGCGCCCUCGCCCCGAACUAUGGCACAAUCGUCGUCUGCCGUAUCCUGGGUGGUCUUUCCUCUGCUGGCGGCUCGGUCACACUCGGAAUGGUUGCCGAUAUGUGGGAACCGGAAAGCCAACAGUGGGCUGUCGCAUACAUCGUGUUGUCCUCGGUAGCGGGCUCAGUCAUAGCCCCAAUAGUUGGAGGGUUUGUUGCGACAUUCCUCGACUGGCACUGGAACUUUUGGAUCCAGCUUAUCCUUGGAGGAUUUGUGCAACUGUUACAUUUGCCAGUGCCGGAAACUCGAUGCGCCAUUCUCAUCACGAGGGAGGCUCGCCGGAGACGCAAGAAUGGCGACAUAGUUUGGAGUGGCGAUGAGCUCAAAGGCUCACGCAUGUCCUUCAAAUAUCUGCUCAUGAUAUGGAUACGUCCGUUCAUCAUGUUCCUUCGGGAACCCAUUGUAUUGUGUCUGUCGCUCCUGAGUGGAUUCAGCGACGCUCUGAUUUUCACCUUCCUUCAGUCAUAUACCCUGGUAUAUAAGCAAUGGGGAUUCAGCACCAUUGAUACCGGGCUUGCCUUCAUCCCAAUUCUCGUGGGUUAUCUCAUUGCAUACGCGUCGUUCCUGCCUUGGAUCCAUCGACAUUGCAAGGUUAGGGAGCGGGAUCCCGACGCCUUACUGCCGGAAAUUCGUCUUUACUGGCUCCUAUGGGUGGCACCGCUUCUUUCGAUCGGACUGUUUGGUUUCGCCUGGACCAGCUUGGGUCCACCACAUGUGCAUUGGAUCGCUCCAAUGAUAUUUUCCUCCUUGAUUGCCAUAGCUAAUUUCUCAAUCUACAUGGCUACGAUCGACUACAUGAUCGCUGCAUACGGGCCAUACGCGGCCUCGGCAACAGGUGGAAAUGGCUUCGCACGCGACUUCCUUGCCGGCAUUGCUGCAAUGUACUCUACCCCUAUGUAUAAACAUAUGGGAACGAAACAUAAGCUGGAGUGGCCUUCGACUUUUCUUGGAUUCAUGGCCAUAUUGUUCACCAUUCCAAUUUACGUCUUUUAUUGGUAUGGUCCGAAAAUUCGGGAGAGGUCUCCGUUUGCCCAAGUCUUGGCUUCGGACAGGAAGAAUGCCGGACGGAGAGUAUCGCAAUGUGGUUCUGGUGACCCGGAACCUGUGCAACGCUACCUGUCUGGCGAUGAUGCAUAA
This is a messenger RNA of Penicillium atrosanguineum, 1620 nucleotides long. RefSeq names its product putative MFS multidrug transporter. The transcript has 5 exons. The record is from RefSeq and is a predicted model, not a curated record. Gene Ontology annotation, biological process: transmembrane transport. Gene Ontology annotation, molecular function: transmembrane transporter activity. The coding region runs from base 1 to 1620 and encodes 539 amino acids. NCBI's taxonomy places the organism in Eukaryota, Fungi, Ascomycota, Eurotiomycetes, Eurotiales, Aspergillaceae.